Messenger RNA from Dendroctonus ponderosae (mountain pine beetle), 1816 nucleotides. Its product is annotated as methionine aminopeptidase 1. NCBI's taxonomy places the organism in Eukaryota, Metazoa, Arthropoda, Insecta, Coleoptera, Curculionidae. Gene Ontology annotation, molecular function: metalloaminopeptidase activity. Gene Ontology annotation, biological process: proteolysis. The transcript has 4 exons. The record is from RefSeq and is a predicted model, not a curated record. The coding region runs from base 119 to 1243 and encodes 374 amino acids.
UACUGGCAACUCUGCAUUGACACAGAUAUUUGACAUUGUGCAUUUUACAAAUCCUUCAUUCUUUCUGCUAGUGUAUUAUUCACAUUAUUUUACCGAAUAUUUGGAAAACCUCAAAAAUAUGGAAGUUGUACGCCGGAAAUGUGAGGGAUGCGAAAGUGAAUCGUCUCUGCAGUGCCCCACGUGUAAACAACUGGGAAUUCUCGAUUCGUUUUUCUGUUCGCAGGCAUGUUUCAAAAAGAAUUGGAAAAAUCACAAAAUUAUUCAUGCUCUUGCUAAAGGCUCUGGAAAUGAACCCAAAACGGACGCGUUUUAUUCAUACCCUUAUACUUAUACUGGUAAUUUGAGAGCUUACCCUCAAACACCAAAGCGCACUGUACCGUUGCAUAUACAGCGACCCGAUUAUGCUGAUCAUCCGCAGGGCAUCCCCUUAAGUGAACAAGCAGCUAAGGGAUCUGGUUAUAUUAAAGUUCUAGAUGAUGAAGAAAUUGAAGGUGUUCGUGUGGCUGGUAGACUAGGAAGAGAAGUACUAGAUGAAGCUGCAAGAGUAUGUGAUGUGGGCGUAACCACAGACGAAAUAGAUCGAAUCGUCCAUGAAGCUUGCAUUGAAAGAGAAUGUUACCCAUCUCCAUUAAAUUAUCUGAAGUUUCCGGCUUCCUGCUGUACUUCUGUGAAUGAAGUGAUUUGUCACGGAAUUCCCGAUACUCGACCUUUGGAAAACGGCGACAUCUGCAAUGUGGAUAUCACUGUGUACCAUCGAGGCUUCCAUGGCGAUUUGAACGAAACAUUGUUUGUAGGCGAGGUGGCUGACAAUGUAAAGAAUCUCGUUAAAGUUACACACGAGUGCCUUCAAAAGGCCAUAGAUAUUGUGAAGCCUGGUGAGAAGUACAGAGAAAUUGGAAAUAUCAUCCAGAAACAUGCUCAGUAUCAUGGAUUUUCUGUCGUCAAGAGUUAUUGUGGACAUGGUAUUCAUAGGUUGUUUCACACAGCCCCGAAUGUACCUCAUUAUGCCAAUAACCGUGCUGUCGGGGUUAUGAAAGCUGGUCAUUGUUUUACGAUUGAACCCAUGAUUUCGCAAGGAACGUGGAAAGAUGUCAUGUGGCCUGACAAUUGGACUGCAGUUACUGCAGACGGAAUGUGGUCUGCACAGUUUGAACAAACUCUGUUAGUUAAUGAAACUGGCUGUGAAAUUCUGACCAAGAGAAGAGAGAAGAAUGGGCAACCCCACUUUAUGGACAAAAUGUAAAGUGUCUUGAGAAUCAGUAGACAAUAAUAAUUUUUACGAUGCGGAAAAUGUCAUAUAUAUUGGUUUGCGAACCAUAAAUAUGCACUCUCUAGUUAAUAGUAUAAUAAUUAAUAUACUAAUAUACAUGUAAUACUAAAUUAUUGUUUUGCUGUCGUAUAUUGAUUUUCAAUUAAGGAUGUCAUUCCAAUCAACAUUUUGUUCACAUGGUUGUUUGAGUGUGGUUUUACUGCAGAUUUAUGCUGUUUGCAAUCCAUAUACACCUAAAAAUGUUGCUUUGAAUUCAAUUCUUAUAUUUUAUAUGAUCGCUAUAAUUUAGUUUGGCGGUUUUUUAUAAAAUAAAUCAAUAUAUUUGGAAUAUUACAUUUAUACACAGGACGAUCAAUUGUUUACCAUGAGUGGAGUGGGUUAGAUAGAUUACCAAAAAAGUAUGUUUUAAUGCAACGUUAAAAUGCAUCAAUCGAUUUGACACCACGGUUUGUAUAAUAAACGAAUUUACUAGAUUAACAUGUGGGAUACGUGUGUACAGUGUGUUAUUAAAUGAAAUUGGAACAACAAUAAAACUCGUCGAUUACA